AUGGGUUCUUUAAAGAAGAAAGAUGAUGAUGAUCUUCUCCAUAACUCCUCCAACACUCUGAAAACCCACUUUUCCAACUUUAUUAAUCAAAUUAAUCCCAAUAAAUUAUUAUCAACCCCUAAUUUUUGUUCACUUUUUCCAAAAAACAAUUGCAAUGAUCAGGCCUUGCCGACGGCCGAAAUCAAGAAGCGGCUGGCCGGAAUCCGUGCCUAUAAGAUAACCGACCGUUAUAACACUAACGUCGCGUGCGUCGGAGAAAAUAGAGGCAUUAAGCUGUUGUACCUUGGUGAACAAGAUGCUCACUCUUUCUUGAAUAGUGUUGAAUCUUUGGGCGAUAAAGUGUACAUGCAUGUAGAUGAUUUAAGAGUCUAUGAUACACCUAUUACUGAGAUUCUCGAUGUGGGAGUAGACGACCCUCCAAUGAGGCUGGUACCGGAGUUGUUACAAGUAAAGCAUGCCAUUGAGUCGGAUGGUUUGUCGCUGGAUGAUGGUAGAGGAAAGAGAUAUUGCCCUUGUUACUUAAGAAAGGAGGACCUUGAAUUCACUCGUUCUGCAGUAUUAACAAAGAGUGACUUGUUGGUAGACAAAAUUAAGGAUGGCUCAAUAUCAAAGUCAAAUAAUAUAAUUAUUGCGGGCCCCGGCAUGUCAUGGCGAUGGUUUGACGACCAAAAUCAGAAGAAGUGA
Molecule: messenger RNA, 684 nt
Organism: Striga hermonthica
Lineage: Eukaryota; Viridiplantae; Streptophyta; Magnoliopsida; Lamiales; Orobanchaceae
Source: the annotation of a GenBank genome assembly